UACAGAUGUCACGGCUGUGUGGCCGAGCCGCUCUUCUGUACUCAUUGCUGUCAGACAAUGCACAGCCAUAUGCCAUUCCAUCGGAUCAGUCAAUGGACCAGGGGAUUCUUUGAGGAUACUUCCUUGACCAAGAUUGGCCUGGAAAUACACCUCGGUCAUGCUGGCCAGCCCUGCUACAGUCUCACAGACAAGUGGUGUGACACAGAUGAUGAAGGAGACCAUUUGACUGAUGGCCCUUGGAUACCCUUGGUCAACGAUCCUCAGACAACCACGGUGGUGGACACAUCAGGGCUCCACUCCCUGAUGAUCAGAUUCUGUUGGUGCACCGAUGCACUAAGCCCUGACAUGCAACUAUUUGAAAUGGGCCUCUUCCCAGCUUUUUUCACUUUGCCGAAGACGGCAUUCACAUUUGCAGUGUUGGAUGACUUCCUGUUGGACAACCUGGAAUGUGGGACUUUUACUUCUGCCAUGAACUACUACAGUAAAUUGAGGAGAGUUACUUCCAGUGUGUUUCCUCAUCUGGUUCCAGACCAAUACAGGGAAUUGAUGAGGGUGGGUAGGCAGUGGAAGCAAUUGAAACAGCUCAAGUGGCAUGGGUUCAGCCAUGAGAUGAGAAAGCCAAAGGCAGGGGAGCUCGCACUCUUCUGUCCUGCAUGUCCACAGCCCAGGGUGAAUGUCAAUUUGUCAGACAGGAACGGGUCCGACCCUGCAUGGUUGUAUUCAAGAUCUUUGGUCAUGGAUGGCAAUUUCAAGGCCAAACAUUUGUAUCCGGCCAAUCCAACUGAUGAGGUGGCAUUGACCGAUGGCUUGGGCUUCAUGGUCAGUGAUGCCCAAUACAAAAUGCAUCUCGCCGAGGUGCAGGACAUGGUCCAGAGAUCAGAUUGCAACGACCACCGAGCGGUCAACCAGGCAAAUGCAUCGCGCCACAAGCUUGAGGCAACAGGGAUAGGCGGGUGUGCUUGCGCCAGACAUGGGUGUUUUGCUCCCCAUUCAAUGGUGGACUUUCAGAAGGGGGAAAGACAGAUGAACAUGGAUUAUGCGCUGUGCCAAGCUCUGGGGUACAACACCGAUGGGAUUGACCGUGCAUUGACAUUCUACAAUAUUAACUGUCAAUACCACAAGCAUCUCAACUGGCGGAUUGAGGAGUUGCCCUAUCUUGACCUUCCAUGGGGCAUAGAGAUUGUUCCAGGCAUCGAGCUCUGGCAUGUCCAUGGCCAUCAAGACAAAUGCUAUGUAUGGUACACAUCCAACUUCAUCACUGGUGCAGCCAGGAUUGACAGUGAAAUCAUGGAGACCCUUUGGGCGCCUUUGAACAUAAUAUCGCCGUCGGCGAGAGGGAUGUCCACCCCUCACCGAAAGGAGUGUUUGGACUUUCAAAUGAACGACUGUAAUUUUAUGAAGAUGAUACGCAUGAGCAAAUUCCUUUGCCAAAAAUUCAAGGAAGCUGUACAGGGAGUCCAAGACAGCCGAUAUGCAUUUGACCGGUUGACCGAGACUGCCAACGACGACACCCUUGCCAAAUGGGAAGCAGAGGCUGCUGCUGCUCAGGAUGACCGACUUCAUAAUCCCGGUGCCAUGGAUAUAUAUGAAGUUCAAUUGACCAAAGCACUGACAAGAAAACAGCAAGAGUUGCACCUGUUGAACCGCCAGGUGCAAUGGCCUGCCAGCAAGAUCCAUCGCGGUGCAGCAACAUGGCUGGCCUCUGGGAUCAUGCUCGAGGAGGCACAAGUAGCCCUCCUGAUUGACAUGAAGAAACUGGGAAAGCAGCCAACCAACACCCAGAAGCUGGCCAUUGCUCGGCAUCACCACAAAUGGCAAGACCAACUUGAUGAAUUUGUCAGGGUGGCAGGUACAUUCCUCAGCGAUCAAUUUGACAGCUAUGACCAGUUGGAUGGUAUGACUGUGAUGUUGGAUACUGCAGCAUUGGACUCUGUGGGUUCAUCGUCUAACGAUCCAGAUCAGUCAGAUGAAGAAGAAUUUGAUAUCCUGGUCGAGUUCAAUCCCAAGACUGUGGUGAUUCCAUUGCCAUCCAACAUCGGCAUCACAAGGUGUGCCGAGUGGGGCAUUGCUGACCUGGUGUUGCAAGAAAUAUCCUUAAGACAAGGCCAAGCAAAUGAUGCAUUGCAUGCCAUCAGGGUCAACUUGGCCGACAAGGCCGUGCUCUUUCACACCACGGUUCGGUUGGCAAAGUCACAAGCUUGGUCGACCAGGGCAUGGGCUCAUGUACACUCAGUCAACAAGGUUCUUCACUUGAAUACUCAGAUCUACUCAAAAUGCCACAAGCAGCUUGGGUCUGAGGGUCCCUGUAACAAAUAUCGGCCGUUGGAGAAGGCCGACUUAAAGGCUACUAUGGUGGUGGCAGACCUGAAUGCGCGUGGUCAAAGAAAUAGCACGCUGGCAUUGUUUUGGUCCAUUGAUGUCCAAGGGGAUUCCACAAGCAAUGACUGGAUGAAUGAAUUUUACCAUGUCCAUUGGCUUCGGACGCUGGCACUGUGUGACCGUUGGGCAGAGGAACUGCUGCUGGUCAGUUGGGAAAUGAUUUGGAUGGUUGAGUUCUUUAUUCACAAAUCCCAACAAUGGGUUGGUUGUUUGCAGGAGGCCAAUGCAAAUGACAUGGUCAGGCACCGCUGCUAUGCAGUGCACCAGGCUUGGAUGUAUCUCCGACUUUCACAGCAUGCACAAGACAGUUUCGAAAGAACAAAAGGGGUGGGAGUGGUGGUGGAGUGA
Molecule: messenger RNA, 2727 nt
Organism: Suillus paluster
Lineage: Eukaryota; Fungi; Basidiomycota; Agaricomycetes; Boletales; Suillaceae
Exons: 9
Source: RefSeq, a predicted model, not a curated record